Styela clava is the source of this 1341-nucleotide messenger RNA. The record is from RefSeq and is a predicted model, not a curated record. Lineage: Eukaryota; Metazoa; Chordata; Ascidiacea; Stolidobranchia; Styelidae.
GGUUGGGAAAUCUAGGCGUAUGUACAGAUGUAAGGUCAAAAUAUGUUUGAAGAACUGCUGAACUGAAAUGAGUAUUCAACAGGCAAAGUGACUUUCUUCUGUUCUUCCCAAUUCAACUUUUAUUAUUUUGUAAAACUGUAACAGUAACUCAAAGGUUAAUCACUUCUUCCAUAAUACAUGUGCGAACACAGGGUAGAUUAUAUUAGUAUACUUGCUUGACCACUUACUAAGCAUAGAUUACAGAAAUAUUGCCAUGGAGAAAAAGUCUCGAAGAAGACCACGACGUGAUGAAGAUGAAGUGAUAGAUUCCUUCUCUCAGUUAUCCCUGUCCAGAGUCAAUGGAGAAGUCAACAAAAUGAAAAAGGUCGACAUGAUAAAGUUGUUGAAGAAAAACAGCCUGAAUUCGAAUGGAGUAAAAGAAGUUCUGGGCAGAAGAUUGAAAAAUUAUUACAGAAAACAAAGAAUGAAAGAGGAAUCUGAUACAGUUCAAUGUUAUGAAAAUUUUGUUGUCAUUGAUUUUGAAGCAACAUGUGAAAGUGGGAGAAAUCUGGAUUAUCUUCACGAAAUUAUUGAAUUCCCUGCAAUGCUGUUGGAUGCAGAGACUGGAAAAAUUGUUGACGAAUUUCAUUCUUAUUGUAAACCAACACUGAAUCCGAAGUUAUCAGAAUUUUGUGUAUCUUUAACUGGUAUAUCACAAUCAGAUGUUGAUGCAGCACCAAAGUUUGAAGAAGUUUUUAAAAGAUUUGAAAACUGGAUGAUUGACAAAAAUUUGUUGAUGGAUCGCAAAUCUUUUGCAUUUGUUUCUGAUGGACCUUGGGAUUUCAGUCGUUUUCUCAACAUCCAGUGUUGUCUAAGUGAAAUCCAAUAUCCAAAAUGGGCCAGGAAAUGGAUAAACUUAAAAAAAAUAUUUGGGAAUUUUUAUAAGAUAAACAAACCGAAGAUAGAGGAAAUGCUUUCGAAUUUGGGUUUAAAGUUGGAAGGUCGACUUCACAGUGGCCUUGACGACGCGAAAAAUCUGUCAAGAAUUGUCGCUAAACUCGUCGAAGAUGGAUGCGUUCUUCAAAUAAACGAACGGCUCAAUGCUGGCAGACUGGAACCAGUUUUGCAAACUGAUCUAAAUAAAUUUAAAGCUAAAUUAGAAGUAACUUCAGCGCAAUCAGGAGAAAAUCAUAUAUGUAAAACGGAGGUGGACUCUGAUUUGAAUAAAGAUUUUUCAAAUGGAAAGAGACAGGUAAACUGUGAGACCGAGGAUUGUAAGGUCUCGAUUCCAAAUAAACCUCAUGGUAGCACUGAAGAUUUGAGUAAUAAACUAGAUUUAUGUAAAAUAUAGAUGCAAAUUUA